ACGCGCCAGUGUAUGUUCGCUCGCAACUCGCACAGCACGAGUGGACUUCUGAGCGCGCGCCUCGUUAGUCGCAGCAGUGAUUUUUGUAUUGACGUGUGCCGAACAAACGCCGGUCGAAGCUCGAUCGUUUACUUCAGUCGAGAACCCCAGUGCACUCGCUACAGUCUUCGUCCUGAUAUAAUACUGACUUUUGACAAGUUCACAGCUCAAAAUGGCUGAAGGAGGAAGAGGACUCGGAAGAGGGAAUCUCUUAAACCUUUUAAAGAAAAAAAAAUUAGAAGAACAAAAAGCAAAAGAAGAAGAAGCAAAAGAACAGGAAAAAUUAGAGGAAGAAAAAAAAUCACUACAACAAGGAAGUGAAGAAAGUCCUAAGGUUUUUGUUUCACGAAGUUUAGGCAGAGGUGGAUUGCUAGAAAAACUUAAAAAAAGAGCUACAACUUCUGAUUCCGAUUCAUCUCCCGUUGCGUCUACUACAGCCUCGUUAACAUCCACCGCAACAAUUUCUACAUCAACAAUUGCUCAAGGCAGAGGCUCUAUUGCACUGGGUUUAAAAAAGAAAACUUCUUUAGAAACAUCAGGUGAAACAAGUGGCGUUUUAGGAAAACUAUCCUCUUUAUCUAUGGAAGAAUCUGCUGCUUCAGAACCAGAAGUAGUUUCUCGCCAUGGAGAGUCAGGAAAAAAAAUUCCACUUUCGGCAAACUUUAUAGAUGUCAAAGUCGAUAAGAGCAAAGGCAUGUUUCAGUAUGAAGUGAAGUUUUCUCCAGAUAUUGACUCACGGAAUCUUAGGUUUAAACUUUUAAACCAGCAUACCAAUGAAUUAGGCAAUGUGAAAACAUUUGAUGGAGCCUUACUAUAUCUACCAGUGAAAUUACCAGAAGAUAUUACCUUACUUAAUUCCAUUCAUCCUAUUGAUAAUUCUACGGUUGCUUUGAAAAUUAUAUUCAAACAAAAACAAGCUAUGAAAGAUAAUAUUUCAUUUUUCAACACUUUAAUGAAUCGGGUAAUGGAAGCCUUAACUUUAGUACGGAUAGGCAGGAAUGUUUUCCAUCCUGAAGCAGCUCAUCAAGUCCCACAGCAUCGUCUUGAAGUUUGGCCUGGAUAUAUCACAUCAAUUAAUGAAUUUGAAGGUGGAUUAAAACUUAAUUUAGAUGCUAUUCAUAGAGUUAUGAGAUUAGACACUGUAAGAGAUUUAAUGACUGACAUGUACAAAAGAAAUCCCAAUGAUUUUAAGAAAGCUGUUGCAAAUGAAAUGAUUGGAGCUUCUGUUCUUACUCGUUACAACAACAGAACUUAUAAAAUUGAUGAUAUCGAUUGGAGCAGUAAUCCUACUUUGAAGUUUCAAAAAGGAGAACAAGAAAUGUCUUUAGUAGAUUAUUAUAAACAACAUUACAAUAUUGAAAUUAAAGACUUGAAACAACCACUGUUAGUUCACAGAGCUAAAGAAAAAGCUCAAAAUGGGGAGACUGUUGAGAGGAUUUGUUUAUUAAUUCCAGAACUUUGCUUUUUGGCUGGGAUGACUGACAGCAUAAGAAAUGAUUUUACUAUUACAAAAGAUUUAUCGAAUAUAACUAAAGUGUCUCCUGAUCACAGAAGACAGAUUAUAAAAAAAUUUAUUGAACAGGUGAAUGGAAAUGAAAAUGUAAAGAAAAUAUUAUCUAAUUGGGGACUGGAAUUAGAGAGUAACAUAAUAGACUUUCAAGGAAGAGUGUUAGAGUCGGAGGAAAUAAUGUUUGGAAAUAAUUAUUCAACAAGAUCUGAUAAUGCUGAUUGGGGCAAAGCAGCCACUAGUAGUAAAGUUUUGAGAACACCUAACAUGCAAAAAUGGGCCAUUAUAUGUACCCAACGAAACAAAAGAAACUGUGAUGAUUUUGUUGAAACUCUAAAAGGAAUUUGUCAAAAAAUAAAUAUCAGAAUAGGAGAGCCUAUUACAAAUUUCCUUCGAGAUGAUAAUUUAGAAACUUAUGUUUCUAAACUUCGUGAAAUACUUAGCAAAAAUACUCUUGAGAUGGUUGUUAUCAUUUUUCCUACUAUGCGUCAAGACAAAUACUCCGCAGUCAAAAAGAUAUGUUGUGUUGAACUACCUGUGCCAUCGCAAGUCAUCAUAUCUAGAACCAUUUCAAAACCUGAUAAGUUGAGAAGUGUUGUAGCAAAAAUUGCCCUACAAAUGAACUGUAAACUAGGUGGAGCUUUAUGGGCCUUGAAGAACCCAUUUGCAAAUGCUAUGAUUUGUGGAAUUGAUGUACAUCAUGCAGGAAUUGGUCAUGGUUCCAGAGGUAGUGUUGCUGCUUUUGUAGCAAGUUUAGAUCGUUUGUUAACCACUUGGCAUAGCAGAGUCUGCAUGCAAGGACAAAAUCAAGAACUUAUUGAUUUACUGAAGCAAUGUUUACUAUCAUCAAUAAAAGUAUACAAAGAACGUAAUGGGCAGUUUCCUGAUAAAAUAUUUAUUUAUCGUGAUGGAGUUGGAGAUGGUCAAUUAGACAUGGUUAUGAGAUAUGAAGUGAAACAGUUUUUGCAAACUUGUUCCAUGAUUGAUCCAGCCUAUAAGCCAAAGUUAAGUGUCAUCAUUGUGCAAAAAAGAGUUAACACUCGUAUAUUUGAGAAGAAAAGAGGAGGAAAUCUUGAAAAUCCACCACCAGGAACCAUGGUUGACACCAACAUCACUCGACGCCACUUGUACGAUUUUUAUUUAGUACCACAGGUCGUUCGGCAAGGUACAGUGACACCAACACAUUAUAUUGUUUUGCAUGAUGGAGCCGAAGUAAAAACUGACCAUAUGCAGCGAUUUACUUUUAAACUAUGUCAUUUAUACUAUAAUUGGCCAGGCACAAUUAGAGUACCUGCACCUUGUCAGUAUGCUCAUAAGCUUGCAUAUUUAGUAGGUCAAAGUGUGAAAUUAGAGCCACAUGCUGAUUUAAAUAACUUGUUGUAUUAUUUGUAAUGUCAAUUUUUUUUUCAUAAGUACUUGACUUAACAACAUUUCAUAAGUACUUGAUGCAUAAAAAUUUCUUUUAAGUUAAUUACGUCGUUUAAUAUUUUUCUCGUGGAGUGAUUAAUUUCCAAAACACGAAAGUUAUAUUUAAAAGUAAAAGACUAGAUACUUUGUUUGUAAAACUAAGAUUUACAAAUUUGUUAAUUGAAGAAUUAUAAUGAUAUGUUUUAUAACAUAUGGAAUACUGCGUUUAUUUCAAAUAGAUUAAUUUGCAAAGAGACAAAGAGAAAUAUUCUGAAUUUGAAUAAUUCUAAAAAUAAUUUCUCAAAAAAAGAAAAGAAAAAAAAUUAUCUG
Trichogramma pretiosum is the source of this 3283-nucleotide messenger RNA. It is a transcript of the gene AGO3, whose product is annotated as piwi-like protein Ago3. Gene Ontology annotation, cellular component: P granule. The transcript has 12 exons. The coding region runs from base 212 to 2938 and encodes 908 amino acids. The record is from RefSeq and is a predicted model, not a curated record. Gene Ontology annotation, biological process: regulatory ncRNA-mediated gene silencing. Gene Ontology annotation, molecular function: piRNA binding; protein binding. Lineage: Eukaryota; Metazoa; Arthropoda; Insecta; Hymenoptera; Trichogrammatidae.